AUGGAAGCGGGCCAUCCGGACCACGGCGCCGCGAAUCCCAGGAGGUGCGCGGCGUGCAAGUACCUACGGCGGAGGUGCGCCCCCGACUGCGUCCUCGCGCCGUACUUCCCCGCGUCGCAUCCUCGGAGAUACGCCGACGUGCACGCGAUCUUCGGCACCAGCAACGUCACCAGAGUGCUCCAGAGCCUGCCGGUGCAGGAGCGAGGCCGGGCGGCGGACACGAUGGCGACGGAGGCGCACUGGCGGGUGCAGGACCCCGUGUACGGCUGCGCGGGGAUCAUCGACCGGCUGCAGGAGGAGAUCCGUGCCGUGCAGCGCGAGCUCGCCAGCACGCGGGCGCAGCUCGCCGUCAUGCACAUGAGCGGCACGGCGACGCAGCUGAGCGCGCCACGGCAAGGAGCGCAGCCACUGUCUCCUCUUCCUCCGCCGCCUCUUGUUGCUGCUGCUCAUGCUGCAACGGUGCACACCGGCGGUCGUCAUCGCGUCGCCGUGCACCACCAGGAGGACGAGGAGGCCCCGUUGAUGGACCCGGACGAGUUCCUCGACCUCGAUGGCCGGCUCUGA
Messenger RNA from Phragmites australis (common reed), 564 nucleotides. RefSeq names its product LOB domain-containing protein 24-like. The record is from RefSeq and is a predicted model, not a curated record. The transcript has 2 exons. Lineage: Eukaryota; Viridiplantae; Streptophyta; Magnoliopsida; Poales; Poaceae. Bases 1 to 564 code for a protein of 187 amino acids.